GUCGAUCUUAAGGGACCUCUCAUGUUUCAUUAGAGCAAGCUCACCUCGAGGAAUGAUUCCGCAAGAAACCUGACAUAGGCUGCCUAAAUUCCAGGAAACCGUUUCACUGUAUCAGUUGGAGGAGCUGCGUUUGUUUCAGAAGCUGAGUAAAUCUACGCAACGGAACUAUAAUGAGAGACACUGUAGUCGAACUUCAAACAACACCCCAGGAUGAACUCUUUCCAGAAGGGUACACCAACCUGGCUUUCGUGCAGGACGAGAAACCCAAAGAGGAGCCUCCUCCCCCUGUUGAAACACCCCCCAAACAGAAGAGACAGGGACUGUUCAGGAAGAAAAAACCUGAUGAACCAAAAGAGCCUAUGAAAACAGUUGGAUUCUUCCAGCUGUUUCGCUAUGCCACGCCCCUGGAGAUCAUCCUGAUGAUUGUGGGGUUACUCUGUGCUGCGGCGCACGGCGUCGCCCUGCCACUCAUGACAGUCGUCUUCGGACAGAUGACGGACAGCUUUGUCCAGAGCAGCCAGCACAUCAACCUGACAGACAAUUCUACUUUGGCUUUCCUAAAUUCCUCAGAAUGUGUCACACUCCCUGGGAUUGAUAUUGAAGCUGCAAUGACCAGACACUCAUAUUACUUUGUGGGAAUCGGAGCAGCAGUACUUGUCCUUGGAACCUUUCAGGUGAUGCUGUUUCUGAUAACAGCCACCAAACAGACUAAAAGGAUUCGGUCAAAAUUCUUCCAUGCCGUCCUCCACCAGCCAAUGGAAUGGUUUGAUACACACCAGAUUGGUGUGUUAAACACCAGAUUAACAGACGACAUUAACACAAUCAAUGAUGGCCUGGGAGACAAAAUUUGCAUAUUUGUGCAGUUUUUCUGCUCAUUUGUGGCGGGAUUCAUUAUUGGAUUUAUCCACGGCUGGAAACUCACCUUGGUCAUCCUGGCAGUCAGCCCCCUUCUGGCAGGGUCUGCUGCAGUCUGGUCCAAGAUCCUUGCAUCCCUGACCAGCAAGGAGCUUUCUGCAUAUGCUAAGGCUGGGGCAGUGGCUGAAGAAAUCCUUGUGUCAAUUAGGACAGUAAUGGCUUUCAAUGGACAGAAGAAAGCAGUAGAAAAAUAUGAAACCAACUUGGUGGAAGCUAAAAACUUUGGCAUAAAGAAGGCCAUCACAACCAAUGGAUCCAUGGGCAUAACACAAUUCAUAAUAUUUGGGACAUAUGCGCUGGCCUUCUGGUAUGGAACCAAACUCUCUGUUGAUGAACCAGAAAACUACUCCAUUGGAAGAGUUCUUACUGUGUUCUUUUCAGUCAUGAUUGGAGCUUUCUCUUUGGGCCAGGGAGCCCCAAACCUGGAAGCGGUAGCAAAGGCCCGGGGUGCAGCCUAUGAGGUCUACAACACAAUCGAUAUGCCUCGUCCAAUUGACAGCAGUUCAAAGGAAGGCCACAAACCAGACUGCGUGAAGGGUGAUAUUGAAUUCAAGAAUGUCCACUUCAAUUACCCCUCCAGAAAGAACACAAAGAUCCUGCAGGGCUUGAACUUGAAGAUUCCCCAUGGGAAGACCAUUGCCUUGGUGGGGGCUAGCGGUUGUGGGAAAAGUACCACCAUCCAGCUCUUGCAGCGCUUCUACGACCCUGACACAGGAGAGAUCACGCUGGAUGGCCACGAUAUCCGUUCCCUCAACGUGAAGUGGCUGCGGGAGAACAUGGGCAUCGUGAGUCAGGAACCUGUGCUCUUUGGCACCACCAUCGCCGAGAACAUCCGCUACGGCCGCGAGGACGCCACUGACCAGGACAUUGAACGCGCUAUCAGGGAGGCCAAUGCCUACGAUUUCAUCUCCAAGCUCCCAGACAAGUUGAACACCAUGGUGGGGGAGCGGGGGGCCCAACUGAGUGGGGGGCAGAAACAGAGGAUCGCCAUUGCCCGUGCGCUGGUCAAAAACCCCAAGAUCCUCCUGCUGGAUGAGGCCACAUCUGCACUGGACACACAGAGCGAGUCCAUCGUACAGGCAGCACUGGACAAGGCAAGAGCUGGCCGCACGACAAUUGUCAUCGCUCACCGCCUAUCGACAAUUAGGACGGCAGAUCUCAUCGCUGGGUUCGACAAUGGUGUGGUUGCGGAGCUGGGGACACACAGAGAACUCAUGAACUUGAAGGGAAUCUACUACUCCCUCGUCAUGCAGCAGAGUUCAGGUAACACAGACAUUGAAAAAGAGUCCAGUGAGGGGGACACUUUCGAUGACUCAUCCGAAGAAGAAAAUGAAGCACAUCAAAACCAGGAAGUGUCAGAAAAUGGCGAGCUUGAGAGGACAAACAGUGUCAGAAACAGCCUCCGACGGAGAUCAACCAAGAAAAAAUCCAGAAGGUCGAAGAAAUCCGCCAAGGAGGAGAAAAAGGAGGUGCUCCCAGAAGUGUCCUUCGGCAGGAUCCUGGCCCUGAACAAGCCUGAGUGGCCAUACCUGGUGAUCGGAACGCUCUUCAGCUUAGUGGGAGGAGCUGUUUAUCCUUGUGUUGCCAUCCUGUUUGCUAAAAUCAUUGGUGUGUUUGCUGAAAUUGACCCUGAGGUGAAACGUCAGAGGACACUGAUGUUCUCACUGCUCUUCCUUCUCAUUGGUGGAGUGGCCUUUGUGACCUACUUUGUACAGGGCUAUAUGUUUGGUAAAUCUGGAGAGAUUCUGACAAUGAGGCUGCGAAGCCAGUCUUUCCAUGCCAUGAUGAGACAGGAAAUUGGUUGGUUUGAUGACAGCAGUAAUGCCGUGGGAGUUUUAACCACCAAGCUGGCCACUGAUGCUUCUCUGGUCAAAGGGGCAGCGGGAUCCAGACUUGGCCUGGCCACCAACGCGAUCUGCAGUCUCACCAUUGCUGUCAUUGUGGCCUUCAUCCACAGCUGGCAGCUCACCCUCCUCAUCCUCGCCUGUGUGCCCUUCCUCACAGGUGCCAACGUCAUUCAGAUGAGGGCCAUGGCUGGACAUGCAUCCAAAGACCAGAGUGCGCUGGAGCUGUCUGGAAAGAUAUCCACUGAAACAGUGGAAAACUUCAGGACAGUUGUGGCGUUGACACGGGAGGAUGUCUUCUUUAAGAAGUUCACUGACAGCCUGAGCAAUCCAUACCGGGCUGGCUUGCUGAAAGCACCCAUCUAUGGACUGACCUUUGCCAUUGCUCAAGCCAUACCUUACUUUGUCAACGCUGCAGUCUUCCGCUUUGGUGCUUGGCUGAUUGCUCACUGUCACACUGAGUAUGAAAAUGUUUUCCUGGUCUUCUCUGUAAUUGUCUUUGCUGCCAUGAGUAUCGGACAGUCCUCGUCUUUCGCUCCGGAUUUUGCCAAAGCAAAGUCCUCGACACAGAGGAUAUUGGCCCUGCUGGAGCGGAAGCCAGAGAUUGACAUCUACAGUGAGGAAGGAGAGAAACCAGCCAACUUUGUGGGUGACAUCGAGUUCCGCGGGGUCCACUUUGUGUAUCCAACCCGACCGAAUGUGAAGGUUCUGCAGGGCUUGAAUGUGUCAGUGGGGCGGGGCCAGACCCUGGCGCUGGUAGGCGGGAGUGGCUGUGGGAAGAGCACUUCAGUGCAGCUGCUGGAGCGCUUCUAUGACCCCGUCUCUGGACACGUGUACAUGGAUGGAAAGGAAACUAAGAAGCUGAACCUUGCAUGGCUUCGCAACCAGCUUGGCCUGGUGUCCCAGGAACCCAUUUUGUUUGACUGCACCAUCGCUGAAAACAUCCAGUAUGGCGACAAUAGCCGUGUUGUCUCUCAUGAAGAGAUAGAGGAAGCUGCCAAGAGUGCCAACAUCCACAACUUUAUUGAGAAUCUGCCAGAGAAAUAUAACACCAGAGUCGGGGACAAAGGCACCCAGCUUUCAGGGGGACAGAAGCAGCGGAUUGCCAUUGCUCGGGCGCUGGUCCGUCGGCCCAAAGUCCUGCUACUGGAUGAGGCCACCUCUGCGCUUGAUACAGAGAGUGAGAAGAUUGUGCAGCAGGCCCUAGACAAUGCAAGGCUCGGCCGCACCUGCAUCGUCAUCGCCCAUCGCCUGACCACCGUCCAGAACGCAGACAUCAUCGCAGUCAUCCAGAAUGGGGUGGUCACCGAACAAGGCACACAUGCGCAGCUGAUGGCCAGACAGGGGGCGUAUUACGCCCUGGUGAACGCUCAGGUCUCUCACUGAAAUGUAGAUAACAUCUAAAAGGAUAUGGCAGUGGUUAAUUGUGCUACCUAGUAAGCGCAAUAAGUAUAAGUGCAAUAAGCUCAUUUUGUGUCAUUUUUCAAUAUGUUAUUUUAUUGGCGCAGUACUUUAAUUUACACUUACGUGUAUGAAUACAUGGUACCUGCAUUUUUUAUUGUUCUGUUGUUUCAUGUUGUGUGAUUCUGAUUUCCCACAUGCUUGACUGAUGACAAAGCAAAUUCCUUUUUGGAUUAGUACUCAGUACUGGUACUGUCUUAUCUUAUCUUAUAGUCAGCAUCACUGAGCUUGUAACAAGGACGUUGCCUGAUUGGUGUUUUCCACUCCACUGGAAUAUUCUGUGCCUUACUAAGCCUUUUUAAACAUGCAUAUAUUUAAUUAAUGGCAACUGUUUCUGUAACUAACUUACCAAAGAAGCAAACAAUGUUGAAGCUGCAGUCCUUUCACAAUCACAAUCAGUGGAUUGCCAUUCAGAUUUUGUAAAAAAUCUUUGUAUCCUUUGGAGGAUUUAAGCUAUCAACAUAUGUAGGUAAUUAGUUCUUCACUGAGUCACUCCUAUUCUCUGCUCCUGAUCAAUUUUGCAUGGCUUUGCUGUCAGCUGCUGUUGUUUUAGCCCCAUACACAUUGGCUACUUGUCAUAUUAUAACUGGCUCUUUAUUAUGCAUUUACAUUAGCACUUUACUGAUUAUUUAUUGCUUACCAAGAUUUAGUUUGUCUGGUAGGUGUACAUCAACACAACUGAAGUGAUAGUAGCAUAGCUAGCAGAGUUCUUACUCAAUGAAAGAAGAAUAACAGGCAGGACUGGUGGUAGGUAGCUAGUGCAUGGCUAGCCUCCAUAUGGUAUGCAGCUGAAUCACCACAGACAGUGUUUCCCUCCCUGGCCCUGGGGGAACACUGUAUAUGCUGACAUUCGUUGAAUGCCGAUCUUGAUUUGAAAUUCACGUGACGAGGUCUGCUGUUAGUAUUCUUCAAACAAUGUUAUUUAUUUCUAAAGUUUUUUGUUACAGGUACACUUUGUUGGAAGUAUGUUUCAAAUGAAGAUGUCUCUGUAAGUUGCCUAUAUUAAUUUGGACACAUUGAAUA
Messenger RNA from Megalops cyprinoides (Indo-Pacific tarpon), 5243 nucleotides. It is a transcript of the gene abcb5, whose product is annotated as ATP-binding cassette, sub-family B (MDR/TAP), member 5. Gene Ontology annotation, cellular component: membrane. The record is from RefSeq and is a predicted model, not a curated record. Gene Ontology annotation, biological process: transmembrane transport. The transcript has 29 exons. Gene Ontology annotation, molecular function: ABC-type transporter activity; ATP hydrolysis activity; ATP binding. NCBI's taxonomy places the organism in Eukaryota, Metazoa, Chordata, Actinopteri, Elopiformes, Megalopidae. The coding region runs from base 171 to 4145 and encodes 1324 amino acids.